CCCCGCCAUUUUCAACUGCUUCCAAGCUUCAAUCUUCUCUCUCUCUUACCUUUCUCUCUCUACAGAGCUCGAAUUGCUCGCUAAUGGCGUCCCCCUCUCCUGUCGAAGUCUGCGUCAAGGCCGCCGUCGGAGCUCCUGAGAUCCUCGGCGACUGCCCUUUUAGCCAAAGGGUUCUUCUAACCCUAGAAGAGAAGAACGUGCCCUAUGAGAUGAAGUUGAUUGACGUCAGCAACAAGCCCGAAUGGUUUUUGGAGAUUAGUCCUGAAGGGAAAGUUCCGGUCCUCAAAUGCGACGAAGGGAAAUGGGUCCCUGAUUCCGAUGUGAUCACUCAGAUUUUAGAGGAGAAGUACCCGAGUCCAUCUCUGGCGACUCCACCAGAAUUUGCAUCAGUGGGAUCAAAGAUAUUUUCUUCGUUCAUCAAGUUCUUGAAAAGCAAGGAUCCUAAUGAUGGGUCAGAGCAGGCGUUGGUUGAUGAACUGAGUUCCCUAGACCAACACCUCAAAGACAAUGGACCAUUUAUUAAUGGAGAAGCUAUUUCUGCUGCUGAUUUAAGUCUGGCACCAAAGUUGUUCCAUCUUGAGACUUGCCUUUCCCACUUCAAAGGUUGGAAUGUCCCAGAAAACUUGACUCAUGUUCAUGCAUACAUGAAGCUGCUUUUUGAACAGGAAUCUUUCAAGAAGACCAAAGCUGAGAAGCAGUACGUGAUUGCUGGAUGGGAACCCAAAGUGAAUGCUUGACGUUCUAGUGAGGAACUGAAAUAGUUAUGUAGAAGUUGCUGCGAGCUUUCCUUGUUCUUAGAUGUGUGUGAAUUAUCGUGUCAUCAGAGAACAGAAUGAUCUGGCUAUAAUAAAUAUGUUCUGUCUAAAAACUGUCCCGUGGUGAUAUCAAUCUCAUUCUGAUGUACAUUGACUUCAACAUGAAUAAAUUAUUUUUAUGCGUA
Messenger RNA from Asparagus officinalis (garden asparagus), 940 nucleotides. RefSeq names its product glutathione S-transferase DHAR2-like. The record is from RefSeq and is a predicted model, not a curated record. NCBI's taxonomy places the organism in Eukaryota, Viridiplantae, Streptophyta, Magnoliopsida, Asparagales, Asparagaceae. Bases 84 to 737 code for a protein of 217 amino acids. Gene Ontology annotation, biological process: cellular oxidant detoxification; ascorbate glutathione cycle; protein glutathionylation. Gene Ontology annotation, molecular function: glutathione dehydrogenase (ascorbate) activity. The transcript is spliced from 6 exons.